Messenger RNA from Selaginella moellendorffii, 1536 nucleotides. Its product is annotated as nodulation-signaling pathway 2 protein. Gene Ontology annotation, cellular component: nucleus. Lineage: Eukaryota; Viridiplantae; Streptophyta; Lycopodiopsida; Selaginellales; Selaginellaceae. Gene Ontology annotation, molecular function: DNA-binding transcription factor activity; sequence-specific DNA binding. The record is from RefSeq and is a predicted model, not a curated record. Gene Ontology annotation, biological process: regulation of DNA-templated transcription. The transcript has a single exon. The coding region runs from base 1 to 1536 and encodes 511 amino acids.
AUGGAUACUUCUAUCGCUGACAUUCCUGUUUUGGUAGAGAGAUGGAGCUUUGAGAGCCAUUCACCUUCGUCCUUCGAUGAUAGCCGGAACUCCGAGGAUACUGUCUCGCCCGACUACAGUGGUGAGUUCGUCCAGUCUUCAGCAACUUGUGAGGACGACGAUCUCAGAAGAUUGAUGAAGGCUAUGCUCGAUGACCAUGAAAGGUCUUUCCCGGAUCCCCAGCAGGUUGCCGUCAAUCCAGUUUCUCCUCCACAGUAUCAGCAGCAGCAAGAGAUCGAGAGGAGUUUAGUCGACUUUAGGCACCACUCCCACGAUGAAAGAGUGGACUUUGUCUACCCGGAACUUGGAGUGCAAGUGCAUCCCUGGGACGAAGACAUGGACAGCAUCCGUCUCGUCCAUCUGUUGCUGGGAGCUGCCGAAGCCACCGUCUGUGGUGAGACUGAUCUCGCCAUAGCCAUAAUUGACCGCCUGAAAAGCUGCUGCUCCACUCAGUCAGGAACAACAAUGCAAAGAAUUGCGGCUUACUUUCGCGAUGCUCUCAAUUGCAGGCUCCACGGGCUGAAGUUCUUCAGCCGGACCGAGUCUCAGUUCGACACUGUCGGAGCUUUCCAUGUCCUGCACGAGAUCUGCCCCUACAUCAAGUUUGGCCACUUCUCAGCAAACCAGGCCAUCCUCGAAUCCGUGGCCGGAGAGCAGAGAGUCCACAUUUUUGACUUUGAUAUAACGGACGGGGUCCAGUGGCCUUCGCUGAUGCAAUCGCUGGCUUUGAGAGCUGGAGGUCCUCCGCAACUCAAGAUCACUGCUCUCUACCGGCCGAACUCCAAGGGGGCCCUCUCCACAACCCAGGAAACUGGGAAGAGGCUGGCUGCUUGUGCUCGACAAUUCAACGUUCCCUUCGUUUUCAACCAAGUCCGAGUUGAUGGAGAAUCUGAGGAGUUCCUCAGCUCGUCCCUCAAGCUCAUACAAGGAGAGGCACUCGUUGUCAACUGCAUGCUCCAUCUCCCACACAUGUCAUGUCACUCCCGGGAUGCUGUCCGUUUCUUUCUCGGGAAGAUGGCGGCCCUCCGGCCAAGAGUCCUGGCGAUAGUCGAGGAAGAUCUCAGCUGCACGUCGACGACGUUCACGGGACGUUUCCACGAGGCCCUGUACCACUACUCCACCCUCUUCGAUUCCCUGGAAGCAACGCUGGCAUCGGAAGAUGAAAUGCGUUCUCUGGUCGAGCGUGUCUUUUUGGGACCCCGGAUUAAGAACACGGUCACUUCGGCCGUGAGUCGAUCUCCUUUGGAAAAAGAAGCUGUGAGUCACGUAGACUUCUCCGGCAAGAUGGUGAAGAACAGAUGGUCGGGCCUUGCCGAAGCCGUCGGCUUCCAGCAGCGUUCUUUCAGCUCUUAUAAUCGUUGCCAGGCAAGGCUCCUCGUUGGACUGUUUCAAGACGGGCAUCAAAUUCAAGAAGAUGAAGAUACGAUGUUACUUUGCUGGAAAUCCAGACCUUUAAUUGCAGCUUCUGUCUGGAGUUCCAGCAGCGAUCCAGCAUGA